This is a messenger RNA of Leishmania mexicana MHOM/GT/2001/U1103, 1692 nucleotides long. RefSeq names its product putative protein phosphatase 2C. The coding region runs from base 1 to 1692 and encodes 563 amino acids. NCBI's taxonomy places the organism in Eukaryota, Euglenozoa, Kinetoplastea, Trypanosomatida, Trypanosomatidae. The transcript has a single exon. The record is from RefSeq and is a predicted model, not a curated record. Gene Ontology annotation, biological process: protein dephosphorylation. Gene Ontology annotation, molecular function: protein serine/threonine phosphatase activity.
AUGCUUCCACUGAAGCGUGCCCCACCGCGACGACCUCCCGCCAAACAGCCGAUGUCCUCCGAAAAUCAGAUGCAGUACUUGAGUCAGCAGCAGGUGCAUAUGACGCGUCUGCUGCAGCAGCAGAUGCGUGAUCGGCGCACCUACAUUGCCCGCUCCAUCCUGCUCUUCGUUACCAUCACAGUAAUGACAGGCUACGGCUACUAUUCAUAUGGCGUUAUUGUGGCCCUCACCGUUCUCAUCGGUGGAUGGCUGAUGGGAUGGCUGGAGCUGCUGCAGAUUGUGCUCGCAUGGGUGGUCCGCAACGCUGGGCAGCCGAACUUCGAUGAGCUGCUGCGCCGCGCUGACAUUAUGAGCGAGCCGAUGAAGGAAAAGGAGAGCGUCAGCGGGGAGAACGAGUUCCUGGAGUACGGCUCAAGUAGUAUGCAAGGAUGGCGUCGCUCCAUGGAGGACGCGCAUACGUUGCUGCUCCUCGAAAAGGGUGGGUUCUUUGGUGUUUACGAUGGCCACAGCGGAGCCGCAACGGCCAAGUACUGCGGCGAGUACAUGUUCCAGUUUGUCCAUCAGACGAAGGCGUUCAUGAAAGGCGAAAUCUCGAAGGCCCUCUAUGACGGCUUUAUUGCGAUUGACAAGUAUCUGCACUCUCUCCCGAGUUUUGAGCGUGGCGGGUGUGCGGCGGUCGUGCUCUACUUAGACGGCGAUGACGUGUACUGCGCGAACGCCGGCGAUAGCCGCUGUGUCAUGUGCCGCAACGGCAGCGUCGAUGCGCUCAGCACAGAUCACAAGCCUUUUCUACCGUCCGAGCAGAUGCGCAUCGAGCGCGCUGGCUGCUACGUUCUGAACCGCCGUGUAAACGGCAUGCUGGCUCUGAGUCGCGCCAUCGGUGACUUUAUGUUCAAAAACAACAUGCAGGUAUCGUGGGAGAUGCAGGCGGUGACCAGUGCGCCGGAAGUGCGGGUCACGAAGCUCAACCGUGACAAGGACGAGUUUGCCGUCUUGGCGUGCGACGGCAUCUGGGAUAUCAUGUCGAGCAAGCAGGUCGUGGACUUUGUGCGGCCGCGCAUCCAGGAGCGUGUACCACUUGGGAAGAUUUGUGAGGAGCUGAUGGAUGCCUGUCUCUCUCCGCAGCCGUUCCGGCUCGGCUGCGACAACAUGUCUGUUGUCAUCGUCAAGUUCAAGCGAGGGCCUCAAGGCGGCACUCAAACAGCCCAGGCAAGCACCACCAGCUCGCCACAUAUCGUGCCACUGCGUCUGUCAGUCGCAUCCGUAUCCGUGGCGGACGACGGCACCACCUUCUCCAGCACGGAUGAUAAUCACUCGCAUGCCGCCGCGUCCGAGGUGUCCAACAGCGUAUCCUCAACCCCCGACACCGCGGGGAAGGCAAGCUCCGCAGCGGCUGACAACGAAGCAACAUCCGGCCAUAGAAGAGAGGAAGUCGGCUGUGCGGAACCGAAAAAGUCGCCUAUGGUAUUGCCAAUGGUCUCCUCUGCGAAGGUAACCUCAGCACCAUCCAGAUCUCCGUUCACGAAAGCCUUGCGCAGCUCUAGUAGCCCUCAAUCUCCCGAGGACGCACCCAGCAGUGGCGACUGUGACGACACCUCGAACAAGUCUUCUGCUGCGAUGGGCUUGCACCCCAAGGUGCUCUCUCCCACCGCGUCGGUGCCCGAUUUCAGCAUGAGGGGCAAGUGUGUUUAG